UGGGAGCAACAAGUCAACACAUUUACUCUCCUAUAUAAACAGGUUGGGCAAGUGGUGCUUCUUACUCCGUUCUCUUCAUCACAGUCAUUUCUGGAGAGGAAUACAAUACGAGUGACACUAUGAAUAAGCUGUUGGUCGUUACUGUGCUUGUUGCAGUCUUUGCUCUCAGUGCUGAAAGCUUACAUGUGCCGAGGCAGGCUGAGGAGGAGCAGGGGACUCUGACCCAGAUCGCAGACAAAGUCAGGUCCUUCUAUGACAGUACUAUCAACACUGCCAGUGGAUACAUAGAAGGCAUCAAGGGCUUGAAGCUGGAGGAGAAGGCAAAGAAUAUUUACGACGAUACCACCAGUGCUGUGAACACCUAUGUUGGCAUACUGCAUGACCAGCUUUACCACAUCUUUUACUCCCAGCAGUAAACAAAAACUGACUUCCAGUGACCUCAGUCACCUUUUCUGACAGAGUAAAAACUUUAAAGCUCCACACGAAAGCCUACGGCAUCAUUUGACAUUCUGGCCUUUGCCAUAUCUUACCUCACCCGAACAUCAAAACAUCAUCCUCAGAAAUAAUGUGCACCUUGUGAUGCUGUCUUGGGUGGUAAAUGAUGAUACCCACCCAAUGAGGACUGUAAUCCUUUGAAAAAACACAGAGGAAAUUGGACAGAACAACUUCACAAGCACAAGAAAAGGAGCAAACAGCAUCUUAUCAUGGACCAUGGGUCUCUUAGAAAACAACCAGCCAUGAAAAAUGCAAAUAACAUAUUUAGCUGUCGCCACCUACUGGUAUUAUUGUUUCUUUAUAGUCAUUCCACCUCUGAAUACAUUUAAUAUUUAUGUCUUAUCACAUAAAAAUAUUUGUACAAAAAACUAGUGUGUGUGGUUGAUAAAUAAGAAUUUAGUUUAGCAUCUGAUGCAGUAAAUUGUGCAUAUUCCUCCUGUCUGUUUGUGUAAGACAUUUCUUGCAUUUCCUAUUUAUCACUGAUGCAAAGGAUCACAUGUUUAUGUCUGUAUGAAUCUGCAAUGAGGCGCCAGACUUUUAUCAGCCGAGGCAGCACCAGAACAGAGGCCUCUGUUGCAAUUAAUAAUGGAUGAAAAGAAACAACAUGUAAAACGCCAGAGAAACCGACAGAGAUGAAUAAACAACAAAGACUGUGAA
Lates calcarifer (barramundi perch) is the source of this 1152-nucleotide messenger RNA. It is a transcript of the gene apoc2, whose product is annotated as apolipoprotein C-II. Gene Ontology annotation, molecular function: enzyme activator activity. Gene Ontology annotation, cellular component: chylomicron. The transcript has 4 exons. The coding region runs from base 120 to 416 and encodes 98 amino acids. Gene Ontology annotation, biological process: lipid metabolic process; lipid transport. The record is from RefSeq and is a predicted model, not a curated record. NCBI's taxonomy places the organism in Eukaryota, Metazoa, Chordata, Actinopteri, Centropomidae.